AAAAAUAAUAAUGUCACAUAAAGUCGUCGGACUUUUUGCUUGUCUUAUCUUUUCCUUCAAACUGAUAGUGUUAUAUGGCUCAUAUGUAAUCUUUUAUUGCAGGUCAUUCAACAGGAAAUGCGUCUUAUUGAUUAAAACAAAAGUGGAAGUGUUUCACAGACAGGGAGCAGCUGCAAACAAGAGGGAAAUUUCAGAGACUUUACUGACAAAUUAUCGACUUUUUUCGUAAGGACAUGGACGAAGGAAGACCAAGAGUGUCCAGGAGAAAGUUCUAUGUCCACCUGUCAGGAACAACCAAUGACGCUCAUCUUCCCUGGGUAUCAAGAUUUGAAGGUAUUGGCCAAGUUAAGGUGGACUCUGCUGAGGACAGUGACUACAUCCUGCUGUUCUGUCCCAUCGCAUCCAGAGUUGGAACAGACAUCAGUGAGGCUCUGGAAAAUAUUCCAGCUGGUGACAAAGAAGUCAUCCUUGUGGUGAUGCAUCACACCUUCAACAAAGAUCAUGUUGUGGCUGACAGCAGGUGGCAGGUCAACGAUUCAAAGGUCCUCCUGGUUGUGGACACUCUGUUCUUCGAGGGACGUCCUCUGAAGUCUAACUGCAAUGAUAUCGCACAGGAUGAAAUCAAGAAGUUCUUUGGUGUCCGUGGCCGUGCUGAGUUCAUUCAGGUCUCCAGCCGUGGUUUCAUUGAUUACUGUGUGAGGAACAACAUGAUGAUCGUCAUGAUAGCAUUCAUUUUUGUGUUGGUUGCGAUCUGGGUGAUAUUUAUGGUGUAUCUAUUCUGCAAGAGCUGUGUUUGGUAAAGGCUGUCACUGACAAAGUACACAGUCAUUUGACUAUCACAUUAGGUAUUGUUAAAGCUACAAGUUUAAACAUGAAUUUUGGGUUUUGGCAUACAGAGUGUUAAUCUGUGAGGCUUUUUAGUCAAAGCACCUUAAUGUGAACUAAAAAUAAUUUGGCAUCAGAUAGCUCAGACUGCAUACAGAGGCAGUCUCAGAUGUCUUAACCAGAACUAGAUUGUAGUAAACUGCCACCUGAUCUGCUCUAUGACAAAAAUGAAGGCUUUGUUUUAGGGCUGUCAAGAUUAAUCGCAUGAACCAUGAUUCAUUCAGGUCCACUAAUAGUGCACUAUGCUUUCUAUCUUUCUUUUUUCUGGUCAAAAACUAAGGCUGUGUGGGACAUUGCCAAUGAAAGAUGUAGACUACUGAUUGUGCUUUAUCUUUAGUUUAAUUCAGUUAAUACUGACAAAUAACUGUAAUUUGCCUAUUUUAUACCUUCAAACACCAAUAUCCAAAUGCAAGUGUGCACAUCUACUCUCUGAAUACGCACAGAGCCUCUGAUUGGCCUCCAAAAGCAUCUCUUUACAUGUCUGAUCAUGUAUUUGUAUUAUUUAGCUGUAUAUUUUAAUGCAUAACACAAUAAAAAUCUGGAAAUGUGUCACUUAAUAUUCAGUGAGGAGGAUUUUAAAGCUGCUCUGUGGAGUACAGCUGUUAAUACGUGAUGCAGUCAUUCCAAAAUAAUGAAAUGCAGUACUAUAUUGGCAGUACUGCUGUGGGAAUGCAUCGCUACAAACAAUCAAUACAGUCAUUAAAUUAUCUUAAGUCCCCAGGUAAUACUAACCUUUUGUGAAUAGUGCAUAUGUAUAAAUAAACAUGUUAGUAUUGUUUUUGAAAAGAGGAUUCAAAGAUAGAAAUUCAGCUCUAAUGUUACAACAUUAGUACUUGUACUUUUUGUAGCAUAUGAAUGUUUAACUAAGUCUGUUGAUGAUUUAUGUUCAAUCCAAUAUUGUUGGUGUAUGAUGAAGACAAAAUAGCCAUGUAAAAGAAGGAUUUCUGCUGCUUUUUGCUCAUUAAAAACUGAAUUGUGUGCUUUCCUUCAUGAAUAAACAAUU
Molecule: messenger RNA, 1888 nt
Organism: Cheilinus undulatus (humphead wrasse)
Lineage: Eukaryota; Metazoa; Chordata; Actinopteri; Labriformes; Labridae
Exons: 6
Coding region: 234-800 (188 amino acids)
Source: RefSeq, a predicted model, not a curated record